Molecule: messenger RNA, 1215 nt
Organism: Hansenula anomala
Lineage: Eukaryota; Fungi; Ascomycota; Saccharomycetes; Phaffomycetales; Wickerhamomycetaceae
Gene: PUF3
Product: mRNA-binding protein PUF3
Exons: 1
Coding region: 1-1215 (404 amino acids)
Biological process (GO): nuclear-transcribed mRNA catabolic process, deadenylation-dependent decay
Cellular component (GO): cytoplasm
Molecular function (GO): mRNA 3'-UTR binding
Source: RefSeq, a predicted model, not a curated record
AUGACAAACAAUCACCCUAAGAGACGUUCACCUAAACCAUCAUCUCCUAACAAUAAUCAUCAUAAUAAUAAUCAUUCAGGAAAUGGUAAUGGUCGUACUAAUGGUAAUGGUAAAGGUUCAAAAAACCAUAUCUACAGAAGUCCAUUGCUUGAGGAGUUCCGCAACAACCCAAACAAGAACUAUACUUUGAAAGAUAUAUUUGGAAGUGGUAUUGAAUUUUCCAAAGAUCAACAUGGUUCAAGAUUUAUUCAACAACAAUUGUCCUCAAGCUCAUUUGAAGAAAAAGAAGUGAUUUUCAAUGAAAUUCGUGAAGUUGCUUUGGAUUUAAUGACUGAUGUCUUUGGUAAUUAUGUUAUUCAAAAAUAUUUUGAACAUGGUUCAGAUGUUCAAAAACAAGUGUUGUUGGAACAAAUGAAGACAAAAAUUCACUUUUUAUCACUACAAAUGUAUGGAUGCAGAGUUGUUCAAAGAGCUAUUGAAUAUGUUCCAUUGGAUGACCAAGUUUCCAUUGUUGUUGAGUUGAAAGAUUCUAUCUUGGCUUGUAUUAAAGAUCAAAAUGGUAACCAUGUUAUUCAAAAAGCUAUUGAAAAGAUUCCGAUUGAAAAAAUUGAAUUUAUCUUGGAUUCAUUAAGAACUCAAAUUUAUCAUCUAUCAACACAUCCAUAUGGUUGCCGUGUCAUUCAAAGAUUGUUGGAGUACUCCAAAGCUGAAGAUCAAGAAUUCAUAUUGGGUGAAUUGAGUAAAUACACUUACUUCCUGAUUCAAGAUCAAUAUGGUAAUUAUGUCAUUCAACACAUCAUUGAACAUGGUAAACCAGAGGAAAAGAAUGCAAUUGUUGAUACAGUUACAGGAUCUGUUGUGGAGUUUUCUAAACAUAAAUUUGCUUCCAAUGUUGUUGAAAAAUGUGUCAUGUUUGGUAAUGAGGCUCAAAGAGCGAUUAUUUUGGAUGAAGUUUUGAAAAAUAAUGAAGAAGAUAAUGAUGAACCAGUCGAUGAUCGCUCUCCAUUAGGUUUGAUGAUGAAGGAUCAGUUUGCCAACUAUGUUGUUCAAAAAUUAGUUGAUGUUUCAAAAGGUCAAAAGAAGAAGGUGUUGAUCAAAAAGAUUAAACAAUUUUUGAAACAAAUCUCAAAAUCUAAUUAUGGUAAACAUUUGGCAUCAAUUGAGAAAUUGAUCGUCUUGUCGGAAACCGCAGUCACUUCAGAUGAUGAAGAAUGA